Messenger RNA from Ictidomys tridecemlineatus (thirteen-lined ground squirrel), 2685 nucleotides. NCBI's taxonomy places the organism in Eukaryota, Metazoa, Chordata, Mammalia, Rodentia, Sciuridae. The record is from RefSeq and is a predicted model, not a curated record.
UGCCCGGGGACAGCUCAGAGGGAGGGAGGGCCUCCGGUGUGGUCCUCUGAGCACGGAAGUACACUGGCCUUCUGCCAUCUGUGCGACCAGAUUAGAAGUCCCUAGAAGUGCCCUCCGCAUGGUCAAGGCCAGCUGCCCGGAAGGGAGAGCCAUGAGAGAAUGCUGGCAUUGACACAGAAAGGAAGCGCAGCAUCUGUGGAGGCAGCACGAGUGCGGAUAUAUGGAGGAUGUGCGGGGAUCUUCUUGGCCUGGAGCUGAUAACUAAAAUGAUAGCUUAGGAGGGGAAAGCAAAGGGCCCCCAGGACACGGCCCUCUGAGCCCAGGGUGGAGGGAGGGAAGCCAGCCUUGGGCCAGGGGAACGCCUUGCUUGGGUUCAAGCUGCCCCUUGCAGAAGGGGUGCUGGACUCUGGGGCAUAAACAGGACCUAAGGUGGGUGGGUUCUGAUGGAGUGGUUAGAGUGUCCCCAGAAAGGGGACAGGGAGAGCCAUGUUCUUGGCUUUAAGGGUUGGAGGUUGGCUGGCCAGGGUGGAGCCUCCUCAUGAUGACAAGACCGGUCCUGAGAAGCUUGGAAAGGAGUCCACAGAGCGUCCUGGGACACCAGCAGGAAGCGUGCCCAGAAAAGGCCCCGUCGUCUCUCUAGCGUGACGUGGGAUCCAGCUGCAGUCCCUUAGGGCAGGACUGCUUCCCUUGUUCCCAGACCUAGACCCAAGGAGCUGCCUCUGCUUGUCUCGGGCCCAGCUAUUUCCGUCUUUGGCCUUCCCAGUUCCCCGGAUUGCUUUAUUCAAUCCUUUGACCUUGUGUUAAAUUAUUCACUGACGGUUGUGAGAGCACGCCAAGCCAGGCUUCAUUCAAGAGCCUGGCCAUAGGUACAGGGACAUGGCACAGGAGGCAAGCUGGGGGUCUUCUCGCAUAGGCAAGUGGGAAUUUACAGCCAAGGAACAGGUAGGGGUCAGUGGACAGAAAAUGACCAGAGGCAACAUCAGGAGGGAGGGGGAUUCUGGCUAGCCUGACCUAACCAAGUUUUUGCAGAAGACAGGCCGGGGUGAUGAGCUGUCACCCAGGGGUUGGUGGAGGAUGAACCUGGUUUACGAACAGGGAUAAUGGGCUAUGAGGAUAGGGUCCUGGUGAAAGGUGCAUUUUACAUGGAGGAGCACAGAUAGGAGGAGAGCCUGACUAAAAUUUGGUCAAGCAAGCAAUCUGCCACCUUGGGCUAGUGGACUUUCUUCCAUUUUGAUUAAGGGUUGAAAAGAGCUUAGUGACUUGUCCCCUAGUCCUAAUAUGGAGUGCUGUGAUUUGAACUCAGAUCUUUGCCUAUGCUUAAUGGCAGGGCCCGGAGUCCCAUGCAAAGAGGGGCAGGAUGUGAACCAGUGUCCUAGGGGUGGGAGGGACACCAUCCUGUUGGCCCCUGCUCACGUCCUUGAAGCCACAGCUUCUCACCUUCAGCCUGUGAGCUUGAGGGCUGUCCCGUACGCUGUAGAAUGGUCAGCAGCAUCCUGGGCCUCCGCUCUCCAAAUGCCAGCGGGACUCUCUUCUCCCAGUUAUGACAACCCAAAUGUCUCCCAUCAUUGUCACAUGUCCCCUGGGAGAAGAAACCACCUCCAGUUGAGAGGCUGCCGCUGGUACUGUGAUCUCAACGAGCUUCUUUCUCUAAGAGGAUUUGACAUGGGUCAACGUGGCAGGACAGUGGCUGUCCCAAACACCAAGAGAACCCGCUGGGUCCCAGGAGAGAUGGGGAACAGCAGGAGCCGCGCGGAGCAGAGGUGUCACUCCCAGUUCCUUCCCGGGGAGCAGGCGGAAGUCGAUGCGCUGUUGGACACUCUGUCCUUGGACACGGGCAGCUCUGAGGCCUCGCCCAGGUCCUUCUCCCUGCAGGCGCUGAAGAACCGCAUUGGGGAGGCUCUUCCCCCAGAGAUGGUCAGCAGACUGUAUGACGGUAUGCAGAGAGUCCAGCCGCCUGGGAGGGCUCAGCGGCCCAGCAAGGGCGUCUCUCAGGAGCAGUUCACAGUGUCGCUGUCCCACCUGCUGAAGGGCAGCUCUGAGGAGAGGAGUCUCAUGAUUCUGAAGAUGAUUUCUGCCAACGAAGGUCCCGUGAAAGCCAGAGAACUCCAGAAGUUCACAGAGGAUCUGGUUGGCUCUGUGGAGCAUGUGCUGGCCCACAGGCAGGAGCUGAAGGGCUGGACCGGGAAGAAGGCCCCCGGAACCCCCACCAGGGUGCAGGCACUGGCUGCCCACCUGCUGUCUGAGAUGAAGCUUCCAGAUGGCAGCAGGCCGCUGGGGCCUCACUGGCUGGACCAUGCCUGUGACCGAGCCACGGUCGAGGACUGGGUGUUCAGGGUCCCCCACGUGGCCACGUUCCUGAGAGUGGUCAUCCACCAAGGCUUCCCGGCUGUUGAGGCGCUGCCUGAAGGCCGCCCUGACCCUGGCCACGGAGGCCCCCACUGUCUGAGUGGCGGAGCCGUGUGUCUGCUGCUCUUGGUGCCCAGUGCACACAGUGACCUGGUGUCCAUUGCUCUGUGGCUUCCAGGGGACGAGAGGUGCUUCCUGUUCUCCGUCUCCCCCAGCAUGGCCGUGUACCGGCCCACGGGCUACAACGACCACUUCAUGUACCUGAACUGCGGGCAGCAGACCAUCCCGAAUGGACUGGUGAGAGCUGCAGUGCAUGGGGGGGACGCGUCUCGGCAGUGA